AUGAGAACAGGAACAAACGCCGUCCCUGAAACAGAUAUGGCCCAGGUCCAGGCCCUGGUCCUAUUCUCAUCGCUGCUGACCCUCUGUGACUCUAAAGGGAGCCCCGUGGUGUGGGUGCGAGUCCAAAUAGAGGCCCCCAAACUCCCAUCCUUCUCCCUCUCAGUUCACUGUGGGGUCUUAGGAACCAACAUCAUCUCUCUGGUAACAGUGAGUUGGGAAGGAUUUGUUGAUGCCCGAAUGACCAAACUAGCCGUGUUACAUCCAGAACUUGGCACCCAAAAGUGGGCCCCUGCCUCCCAGGUCCGCUGGGAAACCUUAAAUAGCAUCUCUCUCACUCUGACCCUGGAACAAUCCAAGGCAAGAAACCUCCUGGCCAACACCUCAUUCUGCUGUGAGUUCAUUACCUUCCCUCAGGGUUCCAGAGUUGCCUGUGGAGACCUCAAUAGCUCAGAUCCAGGACUCUCUACCCCAAGUCCAGGCCCCAUUCUUCAAGGAGACCUGACCAGGAUCUUUGGAACCUUGGGGGUUCUCUUAUUUGGUUUCAUCUUUAUACUCUGUCUCCUGCGGCGGCAGAAGUGUUGGUGUUUCAGUAACUCUCAGCCGUCCUCCACCAGCACCCAGGCACAGAUGCAAACGCAGGUGAGCCUUGAAGGAUGGUUUCUGGAGCGGGGCACCAGCUGUGCCCCACAGCCUGCCAGCCAAGCAUCCCUGGCUGCUCUCUACCCACCACCACCCGAUUCAGCACCUCUGUGUGAGGUUAUGGUCCACCAUGACCAGCACCUGCCCCAGUGUUCAUCCCUCUUCCCCGAAGACCAGUACCAACCAACGAACCCCCGCUGCCUGUCUUCUCAGCUUCCCUGGUUGGCCUCUGUGCGUGGCAGCUUCGUCUCCACUGAGAAUGGACUGUAUGCUCUGGCCAGAGAAAAUCUUCCACACCCCGUUCCUGACAUCCUUGGUACCACCGACUGUCUGGAAUACAGUACCCUGUGCGUGGGAACCCAAUGACAGGCACCCUCAGUCUCCUCCAGGCCUUUGGGAGAUCCUUUUGCUGAUGUCUUUAUCCUGGACACAGGCCUCUUCAUAAAUCUUGUUUUAUUUUUCGGCCUCUGAUAAGAGCACAUCCUGCUAGCUAGAAUGUGGUCAGUGUGUGAACUUAUAUGACCUAGGUGUGGGUGGAGGUUAUGGCAAAGGCCCAGUUACAUCCUGUUUUGCACAUAUUUCCAACCCCCUCCAGAUGAUGUCUUUAAUACUGUCAUUAAAGUGAUCAUUCUGUUUGGAACUUUA
Messenger RNA from Microtus oregoni (creeping vole), 1284 nucleotides. It is a transcript of the gene Pvrig, whose product is annotated as PVR related immunoglobulin domain containing. NCBI's taxonomy places the organism in Eukaryota, Metazoa, Chordata, Mammalia, Rodentia, Cricetidae. Gene Ontology annotation, cellular component: plasma membrane. Gene Ontology annotation, molecular function: signaling receptor activity. Gene Ontology annotation, biological process: negative regulation of T cell receptor signaling pathway. The coding region runs from base 1 to 1005 and encodes 334 amino acids. The transcript is spliced from 4 exons. The record is from RefSeq and is a predicted model, not a curated record.